This is a messenger RNA of Prorocentrum cordatum, 1563 nucleotides long. The record is from the annotation of a GenBank genome assembly. NCBI's taxonomy places the organism in Eukaryota, Dinophyceae, Prorocentrales, Prorocentraceae.
AUGCUCCUCCCCUCCAAUGCUCCUCACCUCCCCCCGCCCCCCUCUCCCUCCGCGCCAUGGCCGUCGUCGGCGUCGGAGUCGGAAACGCCUCGGCGGGAGCGGGGGGCAGCGACGAUGACGACUGACCAUUGGCAUUUAGCUCAGCACAUUGUUUCCGAUACCGAUAUGCCGAAGCGGAGUCGCGUUUCCUGUUGGAGGCACGAUGUGGAUACCCCUGGGGAGAUAUCAAAGAUGGUUGCCCUCACUCUUCCCACAAUUUUCAAGGAAGGGCUCUACACUUCCACGGACUUCAAAAAGCAUGUGAAUGUUACGUACCUCCAAUGGAUGACGCCAUCGCUGAGCGGAUUGAUUUCGCUCGACAAGAGAGGCGGCUACUUUGCGCAAUCUGAUAUGGACUCAGCAGUUGCACGGCUUGUCAGCGAUGGCCCCAACCAGAAAGAGUUGGUGAAGCUAUCUCGGAAGUUGUUGAAGCCACCAGCUGACGUUGUGGCAUUAAUCGCGUACUCAUACAGAACUAUGCUCGCCCACAUCCGACUGAGCUUUGAUCAGUACCAGGCUGGCACCAUGAAACAGGGGGAUGAUUUUGCGAGGAAGCAUGCGCUCGAGCACCCGAAAGAUCUGAGAGAUAUUUACGAAUUGAUCGAAUACGAGCCUUCGGCCGUUGGCGGCCCCCCAAAGAGAGCCAAGAAAUCAGUGAACCCGUUUCCAUUCUUCAGGGGUGAAGAACCAGAUGGCGAAACUAGUAGCGAUGAGGUUCUCGAGAUAUCUUCCGGGGACGAAAUUACAGUAGAUUACGAAAUCACAGAUGGGAAAGUAUUCAAGCGGAUGUCCAGCGGCAUCGCUAUCAAGGGCGAUCUCAAAUGUGGGGAUGAUGGUUUCGUAGUUGCCCACUGGAAGGAUGGCUCCACGUACCAGACACUGAUCCCUAACAAGAACAUCGGCGCCGAUUCUGUCGCCGAACAUAGGCCGCUGCCGCUGCCAGUUCCGAAGAAGACAGCCAGGAACGGCCCCGUCAAGAAGCCUGCUUGCGCUGAGGUUGACAAGAAGCCUGCGUGCGCUGGCGAGGCGCCCGCUGAUGUUGGCAAGCAGCCUUCGUGCGCUGGCGAGGCGCCUGGCACUGUUUUGAAGAGGCCCUCCUGCGCUGCCGCGGGCAAGCGGCCAGCUUGUUCAGAGCUUGCGCUAGCCAUAAUUCACUCGUCGAGCGAAGGCGGCGACGCGCCGCCAUUAGCCGACAGCGUGGAACUUGCCGCUUUGGAUGACGUGGCGGCGCCUUCCGAAUCCGAUGGGGGCACGGGGGGCGACUGUCGGAUCAGGGUCGCAGCUGGCCACCACGGUUCGUCGACGCUUCUCGUGCUGAGCCCAUCCGACAAGGCGCAAGUGGUACAGGUCACCACCAACGAAUCCCCGCACCCUGCAAAGAUCACAGAGCAUAUCAUGAAGGAUGUGCUCAAAGUUGUUUCUGCCCUGCGCGGGCCUCUCAAAGGCCAGCCCAAGGCUGUUGAAUGGGUCAGGACCUUGUGCAGGAAAUCGAAAGAGCGUUGGCUCACGCAUUACAGUGCGUAG